AAGUAACGUGUCGGCUCAAGUAACGUGUACACACAUACUUGUCCCCGAUACCGUACCUCGGGCUUAGACUGGCCGAUCGCGGAAGUUGCUGGCGCGAGCUGGCGGCGGAAGCGUGACGAGCCUGGGACGCCCGGGGUUUCUCUUCACUGCCUCGAGUGGUGCUCGCAAGUCUUGGUUCUUUCAGAUCUGCCUUGAGUGGAUUGCAUUUUGAUCAAUUUGCUGUGUAUCAUUGUUGUGAUAUCUCAGGUGUUCUCACACAUCUCCCCUCAGUGGUUCGCCAUAUACCUACCUUUCGUGAUCUUGUUUGUGCCAGAUGCCUCAUGUGCGGAGUCUCGCAUCCAGGUGUAGACGUCGGGCUCGGGCUUGCCAACUUCGCUGGGUUCGACAGGAUUGUCCUCUUCCGUUGGUGCUCGAUGGCCUAGUCGCCCGUGACACGGUAUUGCAUGAAGAGUUGGAUACUAAGGCUAUUGAGUUGUUGACUGCAUUACUCCAUCCCUCCGAUAGCUGCGCAAUAGUUGAUUCAGUUGUAGCUCCCGACACGUCUCCUUCUAGGAGUGUUCGGGUCGAGGAUUGUGUUCCAGAGGUCCGCUACGCGUCUUCAAUGGAGGAUGGGACCCAGGUUGACUGCCCAAGGAAGCUUUCAGUUCGUACGUGAGUUGCUUCAGUUUCAGUCCAUGGAAGUGGAAUCGUUGCCAGUGGUAUGGAGUCGAGGGCGCUUGGAUGGUGGAAAUCUCGACAGAGUAUUGCUGGGGAGUGGCUCGGUACUGCAUCUGUCUCGCGUUCGCUUUCUUCCCCAUCGCGUGAUGUUCGGAGUUCUUCUUAUGGGAGUGAUGAUGAUGUUCCUGCGGUCCGCUACACACCUUCAUAUGACCCUAUCGCCGAAAAUGAGCGUGAAGUGUACGAUUCAAGUUCUGAUGAUGUCGACGCCAUGGACGAUUGGCAAAUUGGCGUGAGAUACGCGGCUGAGAUCAAUGACGUUUUGGCUCAUAUCGAGGUCUCUGUGGAAGUUCUAGGUAAUGAUGUUCUUCGGGAUAAACAUCUUGCCACUCAGCUGGAGAUAGAUAAGACUGGUGAAUAUCUUGCCAUUGGAACUCGAGGUUUGGAAGCUCACGAUCUGCUGGAUGAGCUUUAUAGGCUGCAUAAGGCGAAGGAUGAUCGUUGGCAUGGGUUUAUUUCACGGCUAAGGGAUGAUGAAUUCUUGACAAAGGCCGAGCGGCAAAACUGCGUGAGUAAUCUGUUGAUGGUCCAUGAUUUGAAGUUGGAAGACAUUCGGGAACACAUUAAGACAGGGACGGAGUUUGAAUAUGGACGCGAGAAAGAAAUAGAGGAAUUGAGCUUGUGUAUGGAUGCGUGGAAAGAUUUUCUUAUGAGUAUGUCUGGCUCCUUCUAGUCCCCUCCAUUGUGUGAUAACUUGUCAUGUCUUGAACUUGGUCUUGGGCGUGCCGUGUUUCGUUGAGUGGUCUCCCCUUCGUGUCACAACGCGACGCCCGCGGAUCCUUUCAGAGUGUAUGACAGUGUUUUGAAUUCUCUGCAGUUUCAGAAUAUACAACAGUUUCCUCCCUACAUCCCGAACGCCGAGAGCAAUAGGGUAAUCAUGUAUACACAUUCUACCCUAUCGAUUGUGCGUUCUCACAGGUUGUUCUAUGGAUGACACAAACUUGAUAUUUGCAGUUUCUUCUCUCAAUGCCAGCUCCUACGGUUCUCAAUGCCAGCGCCUAUGAUUCGUCUCAAUGCCAGCUCCUACGAUUCUUCUUAAUGCCUGCUCCUACGGUUCUUCUCAUUGCCUGCUCCUACGAUUCUGCAUAUAUUGUGUUUCUGCGUUUGUAUUUGUAUUUCAUGAAUGUGAUUGGUUAUUCAGUACAGCUUCGCUGAUAUUAGCAGCUUCGCUGCCUCUGAGUUCCCUUGAGAUCAUGUUUUAUAAGUGCUUCCGCACACACGUUUGGUGUGUCCGUCGACGCCUGACCUUGUGCUUGCUCGUGGCCCUAGGGCCAGUCCGAGCCUCGCAAAGCCGCAAAGCAAAAACAA
Messenger RNA from Prorocentrum cordatum, 2025 nucleotides. The record is from the annotation of a GenBank genome assembly. NCBI's taxonomy places the organism in Eukaryota, Dinophyceae, Prorocentrales, Prorocentraceae.